CGGAACCGAGUUCCACCUAGAGGCUCCGUGCAAGGCGCGAACGUUUUCCCCCCCAAGACCGAGGGGUUGAACUUGGCCUGAACCCCUGGGGAGGACUCAAGGCACCCGUAGGCGGGACCGGCCCGAGGUGUCCGCGGCCAGCCUGGGACAGCGGUCGGGGGCCAAAGACACCAAGGAAAAGUGGGAGCAGAAGCCCGGGGGUGAGUGCAGGGAGCUCUUCGCAGCUGUUACCCAGGCUCUGGGCUCCGUUUAUUCUGGGGUGGGCUGUAGGGCAAGAGUCCCGGCAGCUCGAAGGCAGCAGCCGAGGCCACUGUCCGUGAAGACUGCUGGAGUCCUCAGCACCUGUCCAGGGCUACGGGAGAGGCGGUGUCAUGGUAAAUGAAGAUCCCAACCCACAGGAGCCCGGCGGCACCCCUGCACAGGAGCCCGGCGGCACCCCUGCGCAGGAGCCCGCACUCCGCGCGGACCGCAGCGCCUCGGGGCACCCCAGCAGUUCGGCCCCCCCCAGUACGCUGGCCCAGCCCAGUGGCUUGGUCCACUCCAGUAGCUUGUACCCUGAGGACCUUAGUGUGAUCAAGGUGAGCAAGCGCCGCUGGGCGGUGGUCCUGCUGUUUAGCUGCUACUCCAUGUGCAACGCCUUCCAGUGGAUCCAGUACGGCUCCAUCAAUAACAUCUUCAUGAAAUUCUACGGCGUCAGUGCCUUUGCCAUCGACUGGCUGUCCAUGUGCUACAUGCUGACCUACAUCCCUCUGCUCGUGCCCGUGGCCUGGCUGCUGGAGAAGUUCGGCCUUCGCACCAUCGCCCUCACCGGAUCGGCUCUCAACUGCCUGGGGGCCUGGGUGAAGCUGGGUAGCCUGAAGCCACAUCUCUUCCCAGUCACCGUGCUGGGCCAGGUCAUCUGUUCUGUGGCCCAGGUCUUCAUCCUGGGCAUGCCCUCCCGCAUCGCUUCUGUCUGGUUCGGGGCCAAUGAGGUGUCAACAGCCUGCGCCAUCGCUGUCUUUGGUAACCAGCUUGGAAUUGCAAUUGGGUUCUUGGUCCCUCCAGUUUUGGUACCCAACAUUGAAGACCAGGACAAGCUUGCCUACCACAUCAGCAUCAUGUUUUACAUAAUAGGAGGCGUGGCCACUCUGCUUUUCAUCCUUGUCAUCAUCGUCUUCAAGGAGAAGCCUAAACAUCCCCCCAGCAGGGCCCAAUCCCUGAGCUAUGCCUUGGCGUCCCCUGAUGCAUCGUACUUAAGUUCCAUUGUCCGGCUCUUCAAAAACCUCAACUUUGUGCUGCUUGUCAUCACCUAUGGUCUGAAUGCUGGUGCUUUUUAUGCCUUGUCGACUCUGCUGAAUCGCAUGGUGAUCAUCCACUACCCGGGGGAAGAGGUGAAUGCUGGAAGAAUUGGCCUGACCAUCGUCAUUGCAGGAAUGCUUGGGGCUGUGAUCUCAGGCAUCUGGCUGGAUAGGUCCAAAACCUACAAGGAGACAACCUUGGUGGUCUACAUCAUGACGGUGAUCGGCAUGGUGGUGUACACAUUGACCCUGGACCUGAAGCGCUUGUGGGUAGUGUUCAUAACUGCUGGCACAAUGGGGUAUUUGGGAUCAUCUUCACCGUCUCCCAGGGGCAAAUUAUUGACAACUAUGGAACCUUGCCCGGGAACAUCUUUCUAUGUGUGUUCCUCACCCUGGGAGCAGUCCUCACUGCAUUCAUUAGGGCAGAUCUCCGGAGGCAGAGAGCAAACAAAGAAAUGCCUGAGAAUAAACUCCAGGAGGGGGAGGAGGAGGAGGAGAGCAGUACCAACAAAGUCCCCUCCGCUGUGUCUGAGGAGCACCUCUGAGAGGAAGAAGGUGGCGGCGACUCAGGGAACACGGACAGUACCCCCCACCUCUUCGGUCAGUGCUCACUGCCAGCACACAGGUCUUCCCUGCAUCAGCUUUUGGAGGGAAGCGGCUGGAAUAUUUGUGGCUUGGACGGCGGUGCCUCUGUCCCCCCCUCCCCCUCUCCACCCCCCGGAACCUACUGAAACGCUCGUGUGGUCUGGUUGGGGACGAUGGCACCUUUUACCAGAUGGACUCUUCAUUCCUGCCUCUCCUCCUUGUAGGGCACAGGAGCCGGGGUUGGGAGAGGCUGGUGGAGGGCGGUGCUGCCCUGACUUCCCCCUUCCCCUCCAUCCUGCAAAGAGAGAGCCUGCAAAAUUAUCACGGAAAAGAGAACUUAUUCAGGAUAUUAACUUUUUCUAGUGUCUUAAGACCCUUAGAAGCCCAGUCCUAAAGAGAGGCAGCUACUCGGGAUGAGGGGGGCUUUGGGGGUCGGCGGACCGGCUGCUAUCGCUCUAUGGGAAGAAGCACCAUCAGAAAAAAGACUGCAUCAGAACAAUCCCGUCAGGACUCGGCCUCGCUUCUCCUGGCCUCGGGUUGGGGUCUGCUUCCAAACCCUUUCCUGAGAGCAGAUCACACGAGACAUCAAUACGCUUGACAGCAGUUUUGCUGUGGCCGUGAAGGAGAAGCCCAUUUGGGAGACAGGACUGCCGAGGCCGGUGAGGGUGCUCGUGAAGGCAGCUGGGAGCUGUGGCAGCCUGAUCUGGGAACGGUUCUUUUCUACACAUAUCUCUGCCCAGGGACUUCUGUGUGGGUCAGAGUCACCUCUGAUGCCUUCAUGUGGACACUAUCUUGGGAAACUCCACCAUCAGCCUCUGCGCUUGCUCUCUCUGAAGGGAGGGAAAUCCCAGCCAACUUCCCGUAGCCUUUACUGAGAGCUAACCUUGAUUCAUUCCACGCUGAGAAGUCCACAGCUGCUUCCGGGAGAUGAGAGGAGAGGGCUGGAAGGAAAGGGGGCCCUUGAAAUGGGGAGUGCUUGAAUUAGAUGCACCUGCCUCUGGGGGGGACGGUACUCUCAUACCUGCCCCCCUUCCUGCCCUCUUUCCUCCAGCAAUCAUCCUUCUAAAACUCAGAUGUGAAUUUUAAGGGAGUCCCUUUAAACCAACUCAAGGUGACUUCCUCUCCUGUCUAGCCUGUUGUCUGGCUCUACUCAUGGGCUUGGGUGGUGUCCCCUGAAAAUAAGACAUUUUAGUAAUUUCUCCUACAUACUGAACAGCUGUGAUCAUGACCAUGGUGCUGUUGGGCUGUGGCCACUGCCCCGGGCUUGGCAAAUGGGAGCAGCCUGGGGCCGUUGGUGGCAGCGCUGGGGUGCCUGGGCCACUGCCUGAGGAGAACCAGGUGUGUGUGUGCGUGUGUGCACAUACGUGCAUGUGCGUGUUUGUGAGUGUACAUUCUGUAUGUUCCAGUUGAUAGAAGAAGUUCACACUUCUGGUGGGGGGAGUGAUGGGGGGGUGGAAGAGAGGUGGAGAGAAAGUGCGUCUUCCUUUUGAUUAGGAGAAAGGUGCUUACUCUUCAGCUCCUUACAACAUUUUAACAGAAUGUUUACCAGAUCCAUUUGUUCAUUUUAAAAACAUACUUUGUAUUUUCUAUUUGUAAUGCCAGAUGUUUUUAAGGCAAUAAAAGAGUCUCCAAGCGG
Suricata suricatta (meerkat) is the source of this 3498-nucleotide messenger RNA. RefSeq names its product feline leukemia virus subgroup C cellular receptor family member 2 (gene FLVCR2). The transcript has 9 exons. Lineage: Eukaryota; Metazoa; Chordata; Mammalia; Carnivora; Herpestidae. The coding region runs from base 372 to 2225 and encodes 617 amino acids. Gene Ontology annotation, cellular component: membrane. Gene Ontology annotation, biological process: transmembrane transport; heme export. Gene Ontology annotation, molecular function: heme binding; heme transmembrane transporter activity. The record is from RefSeq and is a predicted model, not a curated record.